Puccinia triticina is the source of this 1299-nucleotide messenger RNA. RefSeq lists its product as uncharacterized. The coding region runs from base 1 to 1299 and encodes 432 amino acids. The transcript has a single exon. NCBI's taxonomy places the organism in Eukaryota, Fungi, Basidiomycota, Pucciniomycetes, Pucciniales, Pucciniaceae. The record is from RefSeq and is a predicted model, not a curated record.
AUGCCGAUCUACUCCCUGCCCUCCCUCCGCCAGCCAGAGUCGAUCAGCCCCCAGUUCUACUUCACCUCCCAGCCAUUCAUCGCCCGGGCCCAGGCAGACAUCGACAGCCUGCUCGCCGCCUGGCAGGACGCCGUCCGGGCACUGCCCACCCACCACCACCACCCGCUGCCCUACUACCACCCCCAGAGCCAGCCCAGCAGCGCCCAGAAGAAGCUCGGGCCGUUCCUCAAGUUCAAGGCGAUCUACGCCCGGCUCGGAUGGAUCUACAUCCACCUCGCCGUCGUCGACCCCGCCCUGCGCAGGCACUGCUUCAACACCCUCGCAAGGCUGCUCCUCGCUAGCCUCGCCCCGCAGACAGAGCCCCUCAGGCAGAUCGGAUCCCUCUUCGCCCUCUGGGCCCUCUGGGGCACCCAGCCCGACGCCGUCCUCGGCCCCAAGCUGUUCAUCAUCAUCGACCCCGGGACCAGCCACUACCUCGACCGCUUCCCCCCCGCCGUCGCCGAGCAGCUCGACAGAUACUUCAAAGACGCCUUCGACGAGGCCCUCCCCCAGGCCAAGCCCCAGCAGCAACACCAAUCCCUCUCCACCAAGCAUCGCGCCCAUCUCGACCCCAACAUCUUCGGCCCGCCCCCGCCGACGAUCAAGCCCUCAGACUCGGUCUUCCAGGUCCUCAAGAACCUGCGCGACCAGCACGCCUUCCUCAUCCAGCCCGCCGAGACCGCCCUGGUCUACCCCGCCCUGCCGACCAACCGGGUCGCCCUCGAGAACGCCGCCCCCGACGAGCCCUCCACCCUCCUCGACCCCCGCCCCGGCCGGGCCCCGCAGAAGAACUCAGACCCUGCCCAGACCGCCCAGCUCCUCGCCGCCACCCGCGCCGAACUCGCCCGCUGGGAGAAGGCCGGCCCGCUCUGCGACCCCGCCCAGCUCAACCAGCUCCGGAACUCCUAUCUCGCCACAAAGUCCUUCCUGCCUCACCACCACCACCACCAACAACAACAAUCCUCAUCAUCAUCAUCCCCCUCAUCUCCAGCCGCAGCCAAGCCAGACCCACUCGCCCGAGAGCUCUUCGCUCAAGCCAUCGGGAUGACCCGCAAAGUCAUCCAGAAAACAGGCCCAGGCCUCGACCACCUCUUGUUCCCAAACGACCCCCGAUCGGCCACCGCGCCUGCCGAGUCUUCCAGCUCUACAGAGGACAACGCCGGGAAGAAGGACGCACACAGCUCGCUGGACGCCUUCUUCUUGGUCGACCAGGCCCAAUCUAUCCCCCAACUCGAACAGCUCUUGAACACCCGCCCUUGA